UUCAAACUACACUGCUUUCACUUUUCACUUUCAGCCCUGCGCUAGAUGUUUAAAAAACUAAACUACCAACGAGGAGUUUUACUCACCGUCUGUUUUCGUCUCCAGACACCUAAAUGUUUGGUGUGCAGGGGUUUAGGACAGAGUAGGACGAGUUUACAACUACUCUGCAGCUGUUUUAAAGUGGGGUCAGGGAUGGAGGAGGGAGAGCUCACCCGGCUUGGGGAACUGCUCAUGUGCCCAGUGUGUCAAGAGAUCUUCAAAGAUCCUCGGCAGCUUCCCUGUGGACACAGCUUGUGCAUUGGCUGUCUGGAAAACCUGAUGGACCACUCCUUAGACUCAUCUCACCGGUGUCCAGACUGCAGGGCAAACUUUGGAGAGAUCGACGGGUUACACAGAAGCUAUGCACUGGCCAACAUAGCAGAGGACUUCAGGUUGAACAAGAGGAGGAGGGAAAAGAAAGCAGAAUCUGUGUACUGCGACUGUUGCGUGGAGAGCAGAGUUCUGGCUGUUAAAACGUGUCUGAAAUGUGAGGUGUCAAUGUGCAAAGAGCACGUCAAGGGCCACGUAGAGCUGCCCGCGUUCACGGGACACCCCUUGGUGGAGCCUCUGAGUGACCUCCUGGAGAGGAAAUGCCCCCAGCACCAGGACGAGGUGCUGAGGUUCUACUGCAACUCAUCCAGGAGAUAUAUCUGCAACAUCUGUGCUCUGCAGAGCAAGCAGCAUGGCAGCAUGGCCACGGAGAUCUCCGCUGUCCUCCGGAGACAGAUGACUGAGAGCAUGGACCAGCACUUCAAAACACUUACAGAGCAGGUGUUAGCGUCCGCUGAUGCUGUGAACAAACUGCAGGAAGGCAUUCAGCAUGAUAGAUUGAGAAUGAAACCCGUGGACACGCGCCUCAACGGCGUCACAAUAGUCCUGCUCUUCCUUUGGUUCAUAGUUCUGUAUUAUGCAUACAGCUACUCUGUGGAAAAUCAAAGCCUAACUUUGUCGCUGCAUACGGAGCAAAGCCGAGUGCAUCAAAUCUAUUCUACCAUUACAGAACUCUUGAUUGACCAUCCCUUCAAGAACCAGAAACCUCCUGAAGCUGAGCACAAAGAAGGAUGUAACGUGGAUUUGAAUGAGAAACUAAAGGCUCCAUGUACAGCCACCGCGUAGCACCCAUGAAGAAAACACACGUCCUGGUAUAAAACCUAAAGGCCUCUUAACACGGUUUUAACUUUACUGAGCUUGUUGAUUGUCGCCACAGUUGCAGGAUUCUUGCUGAGAGGUUUUUACCAGCCUGAACUUUGCUUCUUCAUCUGAUCUUCGUGAAUGAAAUAUGAAGGCAACAACUAAUAGUUUUCAUUUGCCUCUUAUUCAGGCUUUCAUUUUUAUUUCAGCUUCAUUUUUGCUUUUGUUCAACCCUUGAUCAGAAAAAUACACAAAACAUGUAGUUAUGCUUUUAUUUAAUUUCAAACAAUAUAAUUGUUGUCAUCAUAUUUGUUUAUAAAUUCUCCAUGCAGACAUUGUCUUGUUGAAAAAUGCAUAGACGUGCCUUGAAAGGAUGUGAUUUUGAAUGUAACAGGUUUUUCCUGCAUUGAUUUAGAAGUUGGCUUUUGAAUUUAUUGAAAAUAAUCUGUAAUAGGAAUAAUUUAUAUUAAAUUUGUAUUCUGCCAGUUGUUUUUUGCUGAAACCACUGCAGAAUUAUCCCGACUGGGAUGAAUAUUUUGAUGAAAAGGUCCUCUCUGCGUCUUCUCGGGUAUCCAUAUCUGAGAGGUGGAGGCUGAAGACUGAUGGGAUGCUGCUGACGCCUUUGGAAACACCACCGGCCCCUGAAGCCUCCUGAACAACAGCAAACGUGUCAAUAAAAGAAAAACUGUUUUAUUGGGAACGUUGCAAAGCAGCUGCAUAGCAGUGGGGGUUAACUGGAAGAGAGCGUCACAUUCAGAGCUGUGGAUUGUACAAGUACAGCUGACUUUCCCAGCGUGUUUGGGGGUUUACCUUCAUUAUGUUCGGUACUCAGCCAACACUGCACCCAGAUUGCUCUAAAUGUCGAGGCCUUAAUGGUCAAAAAAAGCCAAAUCACAACUCAGGCACACAUUUUUACAUAUAUGUUUACAUAUUUGUUAACCAGGGUUUGUUUUAUCACAGUGUUAAUGUUAAUGUAAGUGAUGAUCAAUCACUGAGUAAUUUCUGAUUAUAUCAUGUAAUAAAUAUGUAUACAGUGCUAAAGCUCUUGAACUAAGGAACCCAAAUGGUUCUGGUUUUAGUGAGUUCUCUGUCAGUGACAUGAAAUCAAAAGAUUUCAGGUUUGAGAAACUCGUAGUCCCUUCUUUGACAGGCGUCACAUCGAAGGGCCACGUCGAGUAGCUGUCAAGAAUCAGGCAAAAGUUGUUGAUUUGGUCCUGUUUUGCUGCUGAAGGAUCUGGGCUCAAGGUCAUUUCAUCAACCAUCAACUCCUCCGUACUUCCUGACAAAUCGAGUAAAAAGCUCUGAAGACAUCGAAAAGACGUCAUUUAAGGAUUCCUAAAGUGUUCUUAUACGAUGUUUGUAACUAUUUUUGUAAUGAGUCAUCUAAUAAACAAGCUCAGAAAUCCUUGGUUUAUGAUCCAACUUAAUAUGUUUAGCACAAAGAAGAUGACAUAAACUCUUGGAUAUAUUUGAUAAUUAUACGGCUGCCACAUGACCCUAAUUUGAAACAGAUUUAUAGUCUGGGACGACAAAGGGACAUCAAUAUUUGAUUCUUCUGUAGAUCAGGGUUGGUUAAAGGAUUUUUUGAAACCUUUAAGAAUUCACUUAAGCAUGUAAAUAUUUCAACAGGGACAAAUAUGCAACUAUUUUUGAAAAAUGUUUAAGAUUUUUCUGAAUAUCUGGAAGAUACAGAUAUUUCUAUAUUAUGAAAGAUUUUUUUUUUUAAGUUCAUGUUUACAGACGUACACGCAAGUGCACUGUUAUGUUGUAAUGAUGACUGUAUGUGUAAAAUGUCACACGGACACAUUUUUACAGAAAAGGUCUCAAUAAUCACUGCAAUAACUGAUAAACAUAAUUUAAAAAAACAUUUGUGCACACAAUAAUAAAAACCAGGCAUUACUUUUCA
This is a messenger RNA of Cololabis saira (Pacific saury), 3076 nucleotides long. RefSeq names its product E3 ubiquitin/ISG15 ligase TRIM25-like. The record is from RefSeq and is a predicted model, not a curated record. NCBI's taxonomy places the organism in Eukaryota, Metazoa, Chordata, Actinopteri, Beloniformes, Belonidae. Gene Ontology annotation, molecular function: zinc ion binding. Bases 46 to 1155 code for a protein of 369 amino acids. The transcript is spliced from 7 exons.